This is a messenger RNA of Eutrema salsugineum, 747 nucleotides long. RefSeq names its product putative F-box protein At1g47765. The record is from RefSeq and is a predicted model, not a curated record. Gene Ontology annotation, molecular function: protein binding. NCBI's taxonomy places the organism in Eukaryota, Viridiplantae, Streptophyta, Magnoliopsida, Brassicales, Brassicaceae.
AUGGUGAAGGAACCGAAACCGAACCAAACUGCGUUUUUCGGGUCGGGUCGGUUCGGAUCCUCUCGGUCGGUUUUUAAGCCCAGGCCUACCUCAGAGAUACUCUUACGUCUGCCUGAGAAAUCUGUGGGGAGGUUUUGUUGCGUGUCGAAGCUUUGGUCAUCAAUCACCACCCAUCCCUAUUUCAUCAACUUGUUCGAAACUAGGUCCCCACGGCCGAGUCUUCUACUCUGCUUCAUAAAAGAUAGAAACUUGUUUGUUUCCUCGAUUCAACAUACACAUUCUCUUCAUCAGAAUUCAAACAAGUCUUUCUCUUCGUCUCAACAAUAUUUGAUCGUUAUCUUUUGGAAUUCCCAGAAGAAUAUCGGCUUAAUCUGCUUUCCAGGAUCAGGAAAGCCGAUAGUUUGGAACCCUAGAAAGAGACAUGUCUCAACUUUUCCCAAACCAAGACUAAGCUGGAAAACUAGAGAAAUAUUUUUAGGAUAUGAUCCAAUCGAAGGUAAACACAAACUAAUGUGCAUUCCUUCAAGAAGAAGUAGCGACGUGUGCCGAGUUUUAACAUUGGGAUCAGCUCAAGAAUCAUGGAGAACUGUCAAAACUAACCAUAAGCAUCGUUCUCGUUUUCGUAAUUCAGGGCGAUGCAUUGACGGGGUUAUAUAUUAUAUAGCCCAUAUGUAUAGGACGAUUGAUUGGGUUAUAAUGAGCUUUGAUGUCAGAUUUGAAAAAUUUCAUGUCAUCUUAUUACAGUAA